Messenger RNA from Marchantia polymorpha subsp. ruderalis, 2647 nucleotides. The record is from the annotation of a GenBank genome assembly. Lineage: Eukaryota; Viridiplantae; Streptophyta; Marchantiopsida; Marchantiales; Marchantiaceae.
CGCUGCGCUCCAUCGACUCCACCCGCAGACACAGAGACAGAGAGAGAGAGAGGGAGAGAGAGCGAGGGAGGGAGCGACGAAGCUCAGACAAAGACAGAAAGGAGCGCAGGACUUUAGGACUCGACGAGAGCAACCAAUUCUUCCGUCCCGUCCCGUCCCGUCCCUUUCAUCCUCUCUCUUUCUCGAGAGGUCGUCCGGUUGGUUAUAUUUGCGUCGGCAUGCGUAGGGCGUAGGCGCGAGGAGAGCCGUCGCUCUCGACCUUCCUUCCUUCUUCGUCUUCUUAGUCUCGUGCUUGGGCGUCGUUGUGUGUGUGUGCGAGUGUGUGUGUGUCUGUGUGUGCUCGUAGGGAUUUGUGUGAGUUCGUUGGGAGGCGGAGGAUUGGAUUGGAACCAUGUUGCGAUCCAGCAUGAGGCGGGGCCGCCUUGCGAGGUUGGCCAGGUUGCAGCAACAGCAGAGGGAGAUCGGCACCAGCCGAAUUCAGGAGAUGGCUGUGCCCGCGUUGGCGAAGACGCUGAAGAAGGGAGGAUUCAUGUCGUGGUUCGGUGGAGAUCAGCCUUCCACGACUGUUCCGCCGUUGUAUGAAGCUCUCGAAGGUGUGCGACUUCCCCCCGCUCUGCCCGACCAGGUGAAGCCCGGCCAGACCAGGAUGACUACUCUUCCCAAUGGACUCAAGAUCGCUUCCGAGGACACCGCGGGUCCUUGCGCGACCAUCGGAGUGUACAUCGAUUCGGGCUCAAUCUACGAGGAUUUCUCCAACUUCGGAGUCACUCAUUUGCUGGAGCGCAUGGCAUUCAAGAGCACUGCCAAUCGCAGUCACUUCCGAUUGGUUCGUGAGGUCGAGGCUAUCGGGGGUAACAUCCUUGCCAACGCAUCGAGGGAACAGAUGGCUUACACCGGUGACACGAUCAAGACCUACAUGCCUGAAAUGGUUGAGCUUUUGAUCGACAGCAUCAGGAAUCCUCUCUUCCUCGACUGGGAGGUAAAGGAGCAGCUGCAAAAAGUUAAGGCCGAGAUUGCCGAGGUAGCGAACAACCCCCAAAGCGUGUUAUUGGAGGCUUUGCAUUCCGCUGGCUACAACGGUGCAUUAGGUCAUCAUCUUCUAGCUCCGGAAUCUGCCCUCGUCAGAUUGGAUGGCGCCACUGUCGCUGAGUUUGUCGCCCAGAAUUACACUGCUCCCAGAAUUGUUCUGGCCGCAUCGGGAGUUGACCACGAGGAGCUUCUGGCAAUCGCCGAGCCUUUGCUCUCGGAUAUGCCCGCUGUUUCUGCUCCGUCCACCCCAAAGACAGAGUACGUCGGAGGUGACUGGAGGCAGGCAGCAGAUUCUCCAAGAACGCAUGUAGCAAUCGCCUUUGAGGUUCCCGGAGGUUGGAGAAACGAGAAGGACAUGUAUGCAUUGACAGUGCUGCAGAGCCUUUUGGGAGGAGGAGGUUCUUUCUCCGCCGGUGGUCCCGGGAAAGGCAUGUAUUCUCGACUUUACUCUCGUGUGUUGAACAAGUACGAGGAGGUCCAAUCUUUCACAGCCUUCAACAGCGUUUACAACGACACCGGUCUGUUCGGAAUUCACGCCACCUCGUCAUCUGACUUUGUGCCUUCUCUCGUCGACAUUGCCACAAAGGAGAUGAUCAUGGUGGCUACCCCCGGCUCAGUUACCGAGGCAGAGUUGAAUCGGGCGAAAAAUUCAACGAUCUCAGCUGGUUUGAUGAAUAUGGAGUCCAGAGUCGUGGUCACUGAGGAUAUCGGGCGACAGAUUCUUACCUAUGGACACCGAAAGCCUUUGAACGAGUUCAUCGAAGCCGUGCAGUCCUUGACCUUGAAAGACAUCACUAGCAUCUCACAGAAGCUUAUCCAGACCCCCUUGACUAUGGCUUCCUGGGGUGAUGUCAUCCACGUUCCACGUUUUGAUCACGUUGCCAGCCGAUUCCAAUAGACCUCAGCAGUACUUCUGCGGAAGUUUUUACUCAUCAAGUAAGUCCAGCUGAUCCACCCAGGAGGAGUGAUGAUAUACAAGCCACCUGUGACUUUGCUUUGGUCUCACAAUUUCCAUGACAAAUGAGCGGUCGAAAAAACACACGUUCGCAGUGGUAUUGGUAUGCGGAACAGCAAUUACGUGUCCAGGUUUUUCUUGUACUCAGUGACCAUCCCUGCCCCUACGUUCGUUUGGGCAUCUCAGGAAUGUGUUGCUACACCCAAUUGUAGGUAGUAUCCUCAGCAAUAGAGUCAAGUGACCAUGCAUAUGGUUGUGAGUAAUAACUUACAGCAUAAACGCUGUAUUCAAUAGGCAAACAAAGAGAAGACAUUUUUUUCAGAGUUAAACAUGGGAAGACUUGACUAUGUACCUCGGAAGUUCCUCAAGGGGCACCUAGUUCUCAGCGAGCUGGCUCUUUCAUCUGUUUGUGAGUUAUGCUGAGGAUUAGUAAAAUGGUUGAUUAGCAGUCUCUGGUCUGAAAGCUGUGUUUGAAGGUUUGUGUCUCUUAGUAGUUUACAACAGUAAGUUGUAAACUACUCACUGUUUUCUUUCUUUGACAUCAAAUUCUUGAAUCGGGGUUACAGUAGUCUGUCUUGUGAAUGAUCACGAGGGUCGAUGGGGUCAUUGUCUGUCCAGAAAUAUAUAAAUUUUCACUCACAGAAAUAUAUAUGUGCACUUGAG